This is a messenger RNA of Erpetoichthys calabaricus (reedfish), 762 nucleotides long. RefSeq lists its product as uncharacterized. Lineage: Eukaryota; Metazoa; Chordata; Cladistia; Polypteriformes; Polypteridae. The transcript has 4 exons. The record is from RefSeq and is a predicted model, not a curated record. Bases 115 to 762 code for a protein of 215 amino acids.
UUUUGGGAAUUACCAGUUUUUCUGCUAGCCAAAACAAGUUUAAAUUUAAAAACACAGUCAUAUGUAAGAACCAAAGGAAGGUAUCCAAGAAAAGCUGGCAGCUGGUUUGACGUCAUGAUUCACUUUGAGAAGGUUUUAAGCAUAGUGAAGAAAACUAUCUGCAAUGCAUCAUCCCUUGAAAUCCAAAAUUUUCUCAGAGAACUUUUGUUGGCAAAGAUCCUUACUGUGGACUGCUACCAGUGUCUAUUAACACAGAAUGACACUGAAGAUUUGGCCAGGCGAGUUUCUUUAAAUAUCUGGGAAAAAUGGGAUUUUUGCCAUGGAAUAAUUUCUUCACUACUGAAUAUACCAGAGACUCUCUUAUUAAAUCAAUGUUCAAGAAGUUGUGGAGACCAGACUUCCAACAUGGAGUUUACAUAUCCGAUAGAAAACAUCUGUCAGAGUUUAGAUUUCUUUGGAAUGCAGGAUAUUUCAGAUGGCUGUAUUCUGGAUUAUGAUGAAUAUCACAUUUGGACAGGUGAGGAUGAGAACUCCAUAUCCUUGGAUGAGCCAAAUGAGCUUGAAAAACUUUGUGAGGAUAUUACAGAUUUUCCAGAUAUUGCAUCCCUGACUUCUGACAUCUUUAAUAAUGAAAAUAUUUUUUCUCCAAACCCAUGUACUCUUGAAGAAGAACAAAACCUUGGUAAGCAUAAGACAGCAUCAGCAUCAUAUUACACUGGUGUCUUCUCUAUUAGGCACACUUGCCUUAUGUCUUCUAAUUGA